AUGGCAGAAUGUGAGAAGGUAAGAAUAUUGGGAAAGGGUUCUUAUGCCGUUGUUUACCUUGUUGUUAUUAGUGCUCCCCAAAAAUGGAAUUCGAAGGUCGCAGCUAUGAAGAGUUCAACAUCUAACGCAUUUGGUUCAUUCGUACUGCAAAAAGAAAAAAAAAUAAUGGAGUUAUUCAUUGGUUGCAAAGAAAUCGUUCAAUGUUAUUUUGGCCAAUUCACAGUGCAAAAGGGUCAUCUCACCUACGAUCUUUUUAUGGAAUUUUCUCCUUAUGGUUCUCUUGGAGAUUUAAUAAGGAAGAAGCCACUUAUGGAAAAUGAAGUAAGAAUCUACACUUGCAUGCUUCUCAAAGGGCUUUCUUGCAUUCAUGAAAGAGGAGUUGUUCAUUGUGAUCUUAAACCGGAUAACAUUCUUCUCUUUCCUUCCUCCGAGGAUGGUGCAAGGUAUCAAUUAAAGAUUGCGGAUUUUGGAUUAUCCAAGACUCGACAAGAGACAAUUGAUGCUGAUUUUUGGAAGAUUAAGUUCAGAGGAACUCCCUUUUACAUGUCACCAGAAUCAGUUAUGGGACGAAUUGAAACAUCAUUAGAUAUAUGGUCUCUUGGGUGUAUAGUAAUUGAGAUGAUCACUGGGUUACGUGCUUGGAAGAACCUUCAAAGUAAAGAAGACAUAAUGUUCAAACUUGCAUUCCUAAAAGAAGCACCAAUGAUACCCAAUGGACUGAGUGAAGAUUGUAAAGAUUUCUUGAGCAAGUGUUUUGUGAAGGAUCCUGACCACAGGUGGACAGCUAGUAUGCUGCUUAACCAUCCUUUUCUUUAUCCUUCCUACAAUAUAUAUACAGGUUAUAGAAGAUUUUCUAUGUAUAGUUCAACUUUUUUCUCAUAUGAUAUUUGUGAUUAUGCAUCGCUAGAAGUUUAA
This is a messenger RNA of Abrus precatorius (Indian licorice), 915 nucleotides long. RefSeq names its product mitogen-activated protein kinase kinase kinase 17-like. The record is from RefSeq and is a predicted model, not a curated record. Gene Ontology annotation, molecular function: ATP binding; protein kinase activity. The transcript has a single exon. Bases 1 to 915 code for a protein of 304 amino acids. Lineage: Eukaryota; Viridiplantae; Streptophyta; Magnoliopsida; Fabales; Fabaceae. Gene Ontology annotation, biological process: protein phosphorylation.